AUGUUGAAGGUUAAAACGACGCUUUCGGAACUAAUCAGUCAGCCGGCCGAGAAACUUUGCCUGAUUUUCUCCGGCAAAAUACUGAAGGAUCAUGAAACACUGGAGCAUCACUCGAUUCGAGAUGGCAUGGCGAUCCACCUUGUAGUGCGUAAUAUACAACGGAGCGGAGCUACCGGAGCAAAUGCACCGGGAGGCAGAAUGGGUGGUGCAUUUGGAAUGACGCAGCAACUAAUGGAAAAUCCAGACGUAAUGCGUGAACUGAUGAACACACCACUGGCCCAGUCGAUCCUGAACAAUCCCGAUAUCAUACGCUCACUGAUCGCCGAUAAGCUCGGACAUUUGCUAAAUGAUCCAGAAAUUAUUAGACAGACGAUGGAAAUGGUAAGGAAUCCGAAUAUGUUUCAAGAAAUGAUGCGUAAUCACGACCAGGCGAUACGGAACCUUCAGGGCAUUCCCGGUGGCCAAGCGGCACUGCAGCGUCUCUACCAGGAUGUGCAGGAGCCGCUGUUGAACAGUGCGGCGAACACUUUCGCAAGCAAUCCAUUUGCAUCUCUAGUCGAUAAUUCCAGCAACACUGGUAAGCCCUUGGUUUCUUAA
Molecule: messenger RNA, 597 nt
Organism: Gongylonema pulchrum
Lineage: Eukaryota; Metazoa; Nematoda; Chromadorea; Rhabditida; Gongylonematidae
Source: the annotation of a GenBank genome assembly